ACACACUGUAUUUUGUGCUGUCGUAAAGCCCACGUGUCCAGCGCAGAGUCUGCCAGAGAGGAGCCCGGACGCGCCUGAAAUACUCAGCCACAGCAGAGGGAGCCCGGCUGCUCGGCUCUCACCAGGUUUAUCCCUUCCAGCCGCUACCUGGAAGCUGGUGUUGUCGAGGGAUAACAAAAAAGUCCCCUUCUUAAACCUCGUACGGCUUGUGAUCUCCCAGGGCUGUACACACAGCACAGACACACACGUAAAGCCAAUAGAAAUACUCAGGCUGGGACACGGCAGAAAUCAAAGCAGGGCACUUCGUUCCUCCUGCUCUUUCAGACAGCCCCCGCACCUCGGCCGCGCGAGGCGGUGUCUCUGAACGCUGGCUCGGCUUGGGGCAGGCAGGAGGCACCGCGCGGAGGUAGGAGCUCACGACUGUCUCUCCCGUUUCCCCUGCUCUCUAGGCUGCAGAGAUGUUGAAGCCCGGCGACCCAGGCGGAUCUGCUUUUCUGAAGGUGGAUCCAGCUUAUCUCCAGCACUGGCAGCAGCUGUUCCCGCAGAGCAGCCAGCUCAAGAGCAGCGGGGCCCUCACCCAGCUCCCGCCGCCCGAGAGAGCGGAUCCCUCGGCUGACAGCCUCCGCCAGCGCCCAGCCUCUCUCUCCUCCGCUUCCUCUUCCUCCUCUUCGUCCACCCCAUCUUCUUCCACCUCCUCUUGCGCCGCCGCCGCCGCUUCCCUGGCCGGGCUGACCUCGAUCUCUGUGGCCCAGAUUCCUGUCUUUGGGCCGCUACCGAGCUCCGAGUCCCCCUCCGGAGCCCCGGCCUCCCUGCAGAGCAAAGACUUGUGCGGCGGGGGCGCCAAGUGCAGCGAGCGGGCUGCGCCCAGGUUUCGAUGUACAGCAGAGGAGCUGGACUAUUACCUGUAUGGACAGCAACGCAUGGAGAUCAUCCCCCUGAACCAGCACACCGGUGACCCCAACAACCGAUGUGACAUGUGUGCUGAUAAUCGCAACGGUGAGUGCCCCAUGCAUGGGCCACUUCACUCUCUGCGCCGCCUAGUGGGCACUAGUAGUGCUGCAGCCGCAGCACCUCCACCUGAGAUCCCUGAAUGGCUCAGGGAUCUUCCCCGGGAAGUGUGUCUGUGUACCAGCACUGUGCCUGGUCUGGCCUAUGGCAUCUGCGCUGCUCAGAGGAUCCAGCAGGGCACAUGGAUUGGGCCUUUCCAGGGAGUUGUCCUUCUGCCGGAGAAGGUUCAAACGGGAGCCAUCAGGAACACUCAGCACCUCUGGGAAAUAUAUGACCAAGAUGGGACACUACAGCACUUUAUUGAUGGCGGGGAACCCAGUAAGUCAAGUUGGAUGAGGUAUAUCCGAUGUGCAAGGCACUGUGGGGAACAGAACCUAACAGUAGUUCAGUACAGGUCAAAUAUAUUCUACAGAGCCUGUAUAGAUAUCCCCAGAGGCACCGAACUGCUGGUGUGGUACAAUGACAGCUACACAUCUUUCUUUGGAAUCCCUUUACAGUGUAUUGCACAGGAUGAAAACUUGAAUGUCCCUUCAACUGUAAUGGAGGCCAUGUCCAGACCAGACACCCUACAGCCUUUUAACAAAAGUAGCAAACUACCCCCUGCCACACCACAGCGAUCCAUAGUAUUUCCACAGACUCCGUGUAGCAGAAAUUUUUCUCUUCUGGAUAAGUCUGGGCCUAUCGAGUCAGGAUUUAACCAGAUCAGUGUCAAAAACCAACGAGUUCUUGCAAGCCCAACGUCAACCAGCCAACUAAAUUCUGAGUUCAGUGACUGGCACCUUUGGAAAUGUGGGCAAUGCUUUAAGACUUUCACCCAGCGGAUCCUCUUACAGAUGCACGUGUGUACGCAGAACCCUGACAGAAAUUCCCAACAAUCCCAUUUGGGGGGCUCCAGAAAGGGACCCUAUCAGUGUGGCCACUGCUCCCAAUCCUUCUCCCAACCUUCAGAGCUCAGGAACCACGUAGUCACCCAUUCCAGUGACAGACCUUUCAAGUGCGGCUAUUGCGGCCGUGCCUUUGCUGGUGCUACAACACUGAACAAUCAUAUCCGGACGCAUACGGGGGAAAAACCCUUUAAGUGCGAGAGGUGUGAGAGGAGCUUCACACAAGCCACCCAGCUGAGUCGACACCAGAGGAUGCCCAAUGAGUGCAAGCCAAUAACAGAGAGCACAGAAUCAAUUGAAGUGGAUUAACUGAUUGACUGGUUGGAAUUAAACUGCAAGGAAAGUCAUGAUUAAAUGUCAUGGACACUUAAGCAAAACCAAAGAUUUCCUCUGAGCAACUUUCAAUCAGUCCCAGAAAACCAAAAGCAGUAAUAAAAUAAGUAAGAUGUUAAAAGAUAUUGAUCCUGGCAUGGAAGUAAGACCAGGAAAGAGAUUAUUUAUUUAUGACUAGGGAUGAGACUUAUUUCAAUGGACAAAUAACUUGGGACUGCUAACAUUUCAAGUCCCACCAUGUAUUGCUUUAUUUCUAAAAGCAUUUAUAAUUGUUAUUUAAUACCAAAGCGAGGAAUCUCAAGGGUUCUUCUGCCUAUAGUUAUGACUGCGAAUGCACAUGGACUUGUUUAUUGUUGCACCUUUUUUUGGAGCAUGAUUCAAAGGACCCAGAAAUAGUCCUUAUAUUUGGUUGGGUUGGUCUUGACAUAGCUAUAAUAGAAAUUCUUGUGUCUGAAUGGUGCAAUGGAAAGUGAUCUAGAACCAUAUCUGAAUCAGUGUCCAGUUCCUCAGACCAAAGGACAUUUCAUUUCAUGGUUCCAAACUUUACAUUUUUGCACACUUUUUCCAUGUACAUGGUUUCAUUACACAAUUUUGUCCUGGUACAAAGUUCCUGGAAAACCAAACAAGAAAUGUUUUUCAUGUCUAUAGAUAUACAGUUGUGUAAGACUAUCAGCAAGGAAAAUAUUGUAACACGUAGAGCUUUGAAACACAAUAUCACUGUUUAAAAAGAGAGAAAGUGUUUUCAGUAAAAAUCUAAUGUUAAUAAAUUCUCUAUCUGAAAGUCCUACAGUGAGAAGCAAAACAAAAAGGAUUAGAUUUUAUUUGGGAGGUUGAUGUAAUGAUUUGUUAAUCAAAAGUCUACUGUAGCCUAUUUUACAGUGUCCAGAUAUUUGUACCUUAUUGGCUCAGGUUCAUUUGAAAGCAAUCCCAGGUCACUUGAAACUUUCAACAAACUCAGCCAGCUUUAAGAUUGUAAGAAAACCUGAAUCCAGGUGUCUUGUGUGUGGCUUCAUUGCAGUCACUUUAGAGAUCUCUACCUAAUUUUCAUUCAACCCAAGAGCUUAAUGCCCAUUAAUGCUAAAGGGAGUUUAUACACAUUUACCAAGAAAAGAAGUGCCCUCAUAAAGAUAUAUAGACAAUAAUAUAGAGUACUUAGUGUGUGCAUACAGGAAAGGCUAAACACCUUCAGGCUGUAUACUUUCUGAACAGACACAGCUAAUGCGAUGUGAUUUUAUUGGCAGUUGCACACAUUAGGUGAAAUCCUGCCCCACUGAAGACAAUGAGAAUGUUGCCAUUGAUUCAGCAGGGCCAGGAUUUUAACCGGUACUCCUUAAAGCAUUCAGGAUUAAAAAUAUAUCCCUCUGGAUCCAGUUCAUUUUUUUUUUAAAAGAGUAAAUGUUUAUGUGUAAGUAACGUCCUUUGUGGAGGCAAGAGUAUUGGUUACAUCUUACUCAUCUUUAAAGCGAUGCUUAGUCUCCUGAGUUGGUAGGCACUGAUGCAACUGUCAUAUCAUCUCAUCAGAUAUUAGGCAGCAUGCCCUCAUCAGUUUCAAUGGUGACUUCUGCUCAAAAACAAGACUGCGCAAAGCAGUGCCUCUUUAAAUCAACCACCAUCAAACAGGACUACUAACCUUUCUUUCCACACAGCUCUGUUGAUAUUUCUGUGUGUUAUUCUAAGAUGGUAAAGAAACAUGAGCGCACAGCAAUCCAGAGCAGAGGUAAUCAGAGAUAUGCUGGAUCUUGACUUCCUAACGUUAUUUAUAAAUACAAGGGGUGAAUAUUGGCCUCACUGAAGUCAAUGGCAAUACUCCUGUUAACGUCAAUGAGCCCAGGAUUUCACCCAAUAUACGGUACACAAGCUUUCUUCAACAGCUAAGUGCACAUUGGGAUCCCACUAGGAAAAUGAGUGUCCUACCUACUUCGGAGCUUGUACUCACAGGAAUGUGGGAUUCCAGUGCUGGAGAAGGGAGAGUUUAGAAAAAAGGAGGCGGUAUUGGCAAAUGAAGGGCAAUAAAAUGAUAGAAAUACUUGUCAUUUGUAGCCAUGUGUUCUUCCUAUCUUAUUGCUGGCAAUACUACACCAUAACAGUUCACAGUCAAGAUACUCUAUUUGUCAGUUUCUAUAUUAUUUUUCAGUGUUUCAUCCACAUUGGUGUGGUCUUGCAUUAAGGGUUGUUUGAAGUAUUCACAGCAUCAUUUAAAAACCUCAACAAUUCUUUAAAUGGGUUCAGUUUAACAAAAAAAGGCUGAAUUUUCUGGGCUAAUUUUCACUCAAAAAUGGUCUCUUUUCAAGGAUAAACCUUGACGUGUUUUAAUUUCAUAAUUUUCUUUAAUAAAAGAUCAAUUUUUGCAUUUAAUAUUUUAAAAUGUUCUCUGUUUCAUUGCAAACACUGCAAUUUUAAGAUAAUGGGAUAGAGCCAGUUCUGGGGGUCUUGCUGUGUCAUGGAGGCAAAAUUGUAAUUUUGUUUUGUGAAAUUUUGUGACGAAAAACAGAUUAAUUCUUUUUGCCCGGUCCUAAUUUUCAAGUUGUUUAUAAGUAUUCAGUUACAAAAUCAGAAAGUAGCAGAAAUAUAGUAAAAAGGCAUUUUCCGCCUGAGUUUUCCAGCCCUGUUUCUAGAUUAAAGAAAUUUUGAUAAGCUUGGGUAAGAGUCUAACUUUAUGGAUGCUUAUCCAGAUUUAUCCUUUGAAUUAUUUGAGGUUCUAGUCUAGUAUUCAUCUGAUUUUCUAUAGGAUGAGAGCCACGUAACAUGGAUAGUUAGGUAUCAAAUAUUACAAUUUAAAGGUCAGAAUUUAAGCAUCAUUUUAUUCACAGUAGUGAUUGGCUUAAGCAGCAAAGUUCAGAACUAAAUCUGUAUUUUCCUAACGUUUGGGAGUGUUUGGAUUGGGGCCAUCUCUACUUUAGAAAGACCAGAACGGCUUCUAAACCUUUUAGCACAUCUUUGUUGGUACCGUGAUGCACACACAUUAUUCUAGUUUAGUAAUGAAAUAAUCCCAAUAUAAUGCAACGGUCCUAUUCAGCACUUGAACAGAGCAAGACUCUCAUCACUAUUGUAAAUUAUGGAAUUAUUUCAUCAUAAACUGCAGAAAUAAGUAGGUUUUGCAUCUUAGGUGAGAAAUGAGAUAUGCUAAACUCUGAGAGGCAAAUGUAAGCUACAUGUUGUAUCAGCAAACUGUGAUUUUGUAUUAUCAAGGUAUUCUUUUCUUUUUCUAUGAGGUGAAAUCAGUGGUAGUUCAGAGCACUGAGUAUCUCACAAGGUCAGGCCUAUGCUUUGCAGUAGUUUUUAAGGGCCAGUUCAGAAAAGCACUUAAGCAUGUACUUAACUUGUGCAUAACUCCAUUGCUGAAAAGCGAUGGCCUUAAUCAUGUGCUUAUAAUUGCCGUAAAGUGCUUUCUUGGAUGUGGCCCAAAAGAUUUGAAGACUAACUGCAUUCUUUUAGGAGUUUGUUGGGAUUUGUUUUUAAACAUACCAGUGAAAAGCAUAAUUUUUGCAGGAAUUAUUUUGUACUUCCAAAGGACAUUUUAUUCAUUAUGUUGUGUCUGUUUCCCAAGCACAUUUUUAAUUAUUGCAUUGUUGCUUUACUAAGGCACUUUCACAAUAUAGUUGGUAGCAUACAAAUGCAAUUCAGUGCAAAAAAAUACAUGAUUUCAGAGUGGGUGUUUCGCUCUCAAGUUAUUCAGUGCAACAGUAUGCAUCUAUUACAAUAUAGUAAAUGUAAAACUGUUCUUGAGAGUAUUGACAAGCUAAAACGCAUCCUGAAUUGAACUAAACAAAAUCUAGUUUCUUUCUACUCUUACUGAAUGCUGAGUGAGUUUCUUUUUGGGUAUCGAUGUAGUAAUUAUGCAUUUGGGACCAUUAAGGAUAUAAUUUUAUAUGCUUGAACACAGGGAAUUAAAACAGUAAGUAAAGUAUGAUUACCUCAAACAGUAAUAAUUAUGUGCCUACCAUUUCUGAAUUUCUGAAACUGUUGCAAUCUCCCUUUUGAAGUUUGGUAAAUAUGUACAAGUAUAACAUUCUUCCAAUACUGCAAAAUCCAAAAUCUUUUACAAUAUAUCUAAAAUUGUAUACAUUUCUAAUGUUCACAUACACACAGAAUGAAGUCUCUUUCUCUCCCUCACACACACUUCUUAGAAAAGCUUCAAGCCCCUUAAGAAAUCACAGUUGACAAAUAAUAUGAACUUUUAAAAUAACAAAAUGAUUGUUUUCUUUUGAACAAGAACAGAGCUUUGAGCAAUGUAAUAAUUACAGCACAUUAGAUACUAAAAACACAAAGGCUAUGAUGUGUGGAUCUGUUACUUUCUUUGGUAUACUUAUCUCUUUUUAAAAUUGUUAUUUAUCACUUGUAUGGUGCCAUUAGGGUAUAUGGCUGUCUGAUAUGUGCCAAACAGAUGUGGUUUCUAAAUGAUAAAUAUUUGAAAAUAAAAAAGUGAUAAGAGUCCUCACUACUUUUGAAAGUUAUGUAUUGCUAUGACUUAUUUUAAAUUUAUCCUUAGUGCACUUUUUUGUUGCAUCCAAAUACCUUCUGUAUAUGAGUUUCCAUAAAAUAAAACAUUUGAAAUUGU
Molecule: messenger RNA, 6783 nt
Organism: Chrysemys picta bellii (western painted turtle)
Lineage: Eukaryota; Metazoa; Chordata; Testudines; Emydidae
Gene: PRDM6
Product: PR/SET domain 6
Biological process (GO): regulation of transcription by RNA polymerase II
Cellular component (GO): nucleus
Molecular function (GO): protein binding; histone methyltransferase activity; RNA polymerase II transcription regulatory region sequence-specific DNA binding
Source: RefSeq, a predicted model, not a curated record